GAAAACUGCUUUAAAGCCGCUUUAGGGUCCCAGCUGCGUGCUCGGAGGAAUCGUCUGCAUUCAAUGUUCUAAGGUGUGGCGCCCGAAGCAUCUACUAGGCUCUCACGCACAGCAAUGUCGGAUCAUCGAGUUUGGGGUUUGCAGGGUCAUAGAGUUUGGCAUCCGCGAGAAUAGUCUUGAAGGCUUCGAGCGCCCGUUCUUGGCUCGUGCUCAAGUGACCGAGAUGGCCUACAAACAUGCUGGCACCGUGAUCCAAAGAUUCCCCCAUUUCUCGGGGACGCAGCGGUUAUUAUGCGAGUCGGGGAUCUCUUCACCGGGCGAGAGGCACUGGGGCCGGAUGAUACUAAUAGAGCUGUGGACCAUCGACGCACGUGAAGAGGAACAAGUUGAUGACGUUAACUACCAUGACAAAUCUGAUAGCGUGAAGUUGGUAGUCUUCCACUCUCCGUCUCGUUGCGCAGACGCAAGACCACUGUCUCGGGCCUCUCGGCAGUCCGAGCCCAUCCACUCGUACCACUUCUAGUCCGAUAUUUGACUGUCGUUUAGGAUCGCAUCCAACUCAGACAUAUGAAACUGUUGGCAGACGACUCAGAGCACCGAUUGAGUUGCUCGUCCGCCGCCUCAUUAGAUCUGUUCGAUAUGCCAACCAUUGUUCUCUGCUGGCCAAGCCUGUGCACUCGGAGCAAGUGGGCUACUUGGAGGCCGUCUUCCAUCUGCUUUACGUCAAAGACCACAGCAAUAUAAAUGGGCAUAGGAAUCAGGCGGUGUUCCUGUUAUACAAACGACUUGUGCAGCCCGGCGAUCGGGCCAACCCACCUCACAGAUGAUGGACAUCGCCUUUCCCUGAACAAAAUCAAGUCCGAUGCGCAUUACUCAAAGAUGAAAGUGCUUCUGAGGACCUCGAAUCGACACAGUUGGGCAUUGCGAUCAAUACAGUUGGGGACUUCGAUCGACACAGGACCAGCCUCUUUCCAACCGGAAGCAUCUGUUAUUCCUAACCAACGCGUCGCAGGGCGCCGUUCUAUGCAAUCCAUCACGCCUCAAUCUUGAGGCUUCAAGAUCGCCUUGUAACCAAACGAUUUAUCCCAUCAAAACGCUCCGAAGCAGGCAUGCCUCCCGAGAUCCCAGCGAUUUGACUCGAGCGGAGGUCGAAAUUCAAAGAGUACCCUCUAUUUGAGAUGGCAUAGUCUGGUCACUCAGAGAGUAUUUAAGAGCUGCUCUCCAUCUCAUGAUUCGCAUCCCAUUCACUCAUGAACCCUUUCCAGCAAAGCUACCCUUGGUCGAUUCCGCACCCCAGCUCGCUCGUCGAGUACAUGUUUCUAUCGACCGAUGACAGCAAGCCCUUGAACUGGAUCAUCAGAGACCCCGGGGCGACGACUGUGCUCCGGAUCUUGAGCAACGACUCGUAUUCUGUCCUGCAGAAUGGAUCAUACGCGAUAGUUGGCACAAUCGACUGGCGCGGCAGAUUUCCCCGAGUGGAAUUACCCAACACGUUGCCCUCAGUCGAAGCCCGGCGCUGGUUGUCUCUGUCUCCGGAUUUGAGUCGAUCAAUGACUUUCCAAGGACGCAAGUAUCGCUGGGUGCCAGAGGGUGAACAUGUCAACGUGAUACCAUUUUCGCCCUUUGCUACUCAGUGCUGA
Molecule: messenger RNA, 1640 nt
Organism: Mycena citricolor
Lineage: Eukaryota; Fungi; Basidiomycota; Agaricomycetes; Agaricales; Mycenaceae
Source: the annotation of a GenBank genome assembly